Emiliania huxleyi CCMP1516 is the source of this 772-nucleotide messenger RNA. RefSeq lists its product as hypothetical. The record is from RefSeq and is a predicted model, not a curated record. The transcript has 3 exons. The annotation marks the transcript as partial. NCBI's taxonomy places the organism in Eukaryota, Haptophyta, Isochrysidales, Noelaerhabdaceae.
CGCCACUGCCGCGGCGAGGCAGAGUGGCGCUGUGCUGUGGCCGCUGUACCUCCGCGAUGGGUUCGAGUGGGGCGCCGCGCAGUUUGCGGGAGCCCUGCUCGCCGAGAACCUCGCCUCGAUUGGCGCCCUCUUCUUCCUGCCGCGUGUCGCGCAGCACUACGGUGCCGCUGCCGUCGCCGUCGGUGGGCUUGCGAGCGCCGCCGCGUGCGCCGCCCUCGCCUUCCGCCUCCGCUCGCCGCCGAUGCACGUCGCUUGUAUGGUGUGCCUCCUCUCCGGCCUGUCGCUCCUCGAUGCGCACUUGCGCGCCCUUGGUGCCCUCUCCGCGCCGCCGUCGCUGCAGGGUCGCGCCUUUGCCUACCUCGGCGUGCUCUCCUCCCUCGGCACCGCAGUCGGCUCGCUCGCAACCCACCUCUAUGCCGCGCACGCGACCGCUGCGCUCCUCCCAGCCGCGGUCGCGCUAGCCUCCAGCGCGCUUUUGCUGCUGCCCUUUCAGGGCGCGCUAGCGCCCGCCCCCGGUGUCGCCGCCGACGGGAAGGAGCGUUGCGAGGCCGAGUGGCCGGAGGAGGGCGGCGGCGUGGACGAGAGGGCGGCACUGCUGCGCACAAAGGCCACGGUCAGAGUUUUCACAGAGUAAGUGGGCGUGCCGGUGUAGAGCCGUGCCAGUCAUCACUCCUCACGAUCUAACCCGGUCUAACCGAGAGGGCAGAUUGGAGAGAUCUCGAGGAGUACACACAGAGAUAGACCCUCCAUCCAUAAGAAAACUCUAACCUGA